This is a messenger RNA of Ruditapes philippinarum (Manila clam), 973 nucleotides long. RefSeq lists its product as uncharacterized. Lineage: Eukaryota; Metazoa; Mollusca; Bivalvia; Venerida; Veneridae. Bases 35 to 667 code for a protein of 210 amino acids. The record is from RefSeq and is a predicted model, not a curated record. The transcript has 4 exons. Gene Ontology annotation, biological process: mitochondrial electron transport, NADH to ubiquinone.
UUUCGUUAGGUUGAUUUUCACCAAGGUCGCCAAAAUGGCUGACUCAAAGGCUCCUGCAAAGGUGUCAACUGUAAGAGUGCCAGUACCACCGAUUCCUCAAAUCGAAACACCUUUGCCAAAUGAGAAGGUAUGGGAGUACCAACAGCGGGUUCAAAAAGUUUUAGCUAACAGAGGUAGUAGGUAUCCAGCAUUUUGUAUUGAACCAAUGCCAUGGGAAAGGCAAAGACUCCAUAAACCGAUGACAGCAGAGGAUCGUUUUCUAAGGAAACAGUGGCUCUUAGACCAAAAUUUAUCGCCCAACGAACCGAGAUCUGUUCCAGCUUCACAACCUAUGUUCGCUGCGAGACGUAUAUUAAGAAUGCCAUGGGAUACAGCGGAAGUGAUGAUGGCUAAAGUAAUAGGUUCUUGGCCAGCAAAUGUUAUAAGAAGAUGUGUUCCUAAAGUACUAACUGGAGGAGCGGUGUCUCUUUAUGCGCUGUAUCUGAUUUACUACACCCCAAAGAACUGGGAGAAACACACUGGUGUAAUUGUAUAUGGCGGUAAACUACCUAAAUAUCCAGGUGAGGAUCACAGUAAAAUGUUUCCAGACCCUGUAAAGUUUCAUACAAGAAGAUUUGAGGAGAGGACAAGUCAUUUUAAUGCCAAGACCAGUGCAGCUGGACAGUGAAACUAAACUAAUAGAAAACAUUUAAACAUCUAACUAAGAUGAAUGUAUCUUUUCGAUUCAGGCAUUCAUGACUAUUUAAUUGAUGACAUUGUUGAAAUCAUAGCAAGUCUUAUUUAUUUAUUGAAAUUGCUGAGAUCUAUAUUUAGAUGACUUUGACAUUAAACAAUGUGAAAGAAAAAUUUACAUAGACAUGAUGUGCUUGAUCAGUACACUAGAUUUGAAGUAUACAAUGUUUGAAUAUUUAGAUAUAUGAUAGCUAUAAUGUGCGGUUUGUUUUGUAAAAACUAAAAAAAAGAAAGAAAAAAA